AAGUACUCAAAUGAAACAAUCACUGACAGCGCAUGAAUGUGACAAGGCAGCGGCACCACAGUUGCUGCAGCUGGAUGGAAUUAAGACAGAACCUGACAAUGCUCAGGAAUAUUGUCAAGUUCGACAGUCCCAAACUAAGGAGAAUGAACAGAAAGUAAACACCGCAUUUUCAGACAGGGCUUCACAGUUGACUACAGACACUCAGCCUCCUCUGGCAUCGUCUGGCAUGAACAAAACGCUUCCUUCAGUUCCAGCCACAGCUGUUCAGGUUUCCUGUUCUGGUUGUAAGAAAGUUCUCCAGAAGGGCCAAACUGCUUAUCAAAGAAAAGGGUCCACUCAGCUUUUCUGCUCCACACCAUGCAUCACUGAAUACAUUUCAUCUGCCAGUUCACCAGCUCUUCCCAAGAGAACUUGUGCAAACUGCUCAAAAGACAUUUUAAAUCUAAAGGAUGUGAUCAGUGUCCAGCUGGAAGAUAAUACCUCUAGCAAAAGUUUUUGCAGCCAGUCUUGUCUAAGAAAACUCUCUGUUACCCUAUAUACUGACAGCAUUUCAACCAAAUGCAGCAUGUGUCAGAAGACUACUCUCAUUCAGUAUGAAGUAAAAUACCAGAAUGUGAAACAGACUCUUUGCAGUAAUGCCUGUUUCUCAAAGUUUCACUCUACUAACAACCUCAUCAUGAACUGUUGUGAGAACUGUGGAACAUACUGUUACACUAGCUCUGAUCUGUUCCAUAUACUUCAGAUGGAAGGACAGUUCCAUUACUUAAAUAGUUCGAAGAGUAUUGCAGCAUGUAAGCAGAAACCAGCCAGAACACUUACAUCUAGUCUUUGCAAAUCGUUGAAGCCCUCAGAUGAAAUGAUUGAGAUUACCAAUGACUUGGGGAAGACAGAGCUUUUCUGCUCUGUUAAUUGUUUCUCUGCUUACAGUAAAGCUAAGAUGGAAUCUUCUACAGUAAAUAUUUCCAUGGCGCAUGAUAAUUCAAUGGAGCUCCUUUCUCCAGAGAAGCCAUUUUCUCCAAAGAAAGAUACAACUCCAGUUAUUAGCAAUAUAGUGUCAUUGGCAGAUACUCACGCUGACCCACCCACCAUGAACUCUGAUGUCUUACAAGGUACAGUUUCUUCAGAAAGAGGAAAUGUCCUAUCAGAUGUUUCUAAGAGUUCACCCAGCAAGUCAAGUAGUAGUGUUGCUAAUAGUGGUGUGGAGCACCCAAGCCUUUCACCACCUUCCUCAGUACUCAGUCAGCCUACAGUUGGCUCCAGUAUGGAAGCACAGAAAGACCAAGUGUCAAACCAAGAUGCUACAUGCAGUAAGGAAUCUAUGAAAAUGAGUGACAGACUCUAUCAUCCAAAAUUUACAUCUAAAGUACAGAAAGUUAAAGAAGCAAUUUUGGAAUGUUUAUCAUCUGAAAGAAAUGAUGUCUGUUUCAAAACUCUCUGGGAUGGAGCAGAAGAAAUAUGUCAAAAAAUAACCUGUAAAGGUUUUGAAGUUGAACGGCCUUCUUUUCAUAAAAGAAGAAAAAUUCAGAAAACAAUAGAGCUUGGCAAUUCAGACAGUAUGUUUUUUCCUACCUCACCAGAAGAACAAUAUAAAAAUAUUUAUUACCAAGGAUUAGAUACUAUAUUACAGAAUUUAAAACUAUGUUUUUCAGAAUUUGAUUAUUGCAAAGUGAAGCAAAUUUCAGAACUGUUAUUUAAGUGGAAUGAGCCAUUAAAUGAAGCAAUAGCCAAACAUGUCCAAGAAUUUUAUAAAUUUGAUGCGGACAUCAUCCCAGAACUUAGAUUUUAUCGCCAAUAUGCAAAGCUCAACUUUGUCAUAGAUAAUGAUCCUAUCAACUUCAUCUAUCUUGGCUAUUUGUUUAUUCAGCAUGGUCUUCAUAAUAAUAUCCCUUGCGUAUCAAAGCUGUUAUAUAUUGCUUUGUCCUGGCCGGUUACUGCAGCAAGUGUUGAAGACUCAUAUUCUAUACUGCCUCGUCUUAAAACAUAUUUAUGUCAUACCAUGGGACAAGAGAAGCUUAGUGGCUUGGCCCUAAUGGCUGUCGAGCAGGAAUUGGUAAAUAAACUGCUGGAGCCUGAAAGACUCGAUGGAAUCGUGGAAAAGUUUAUAAAUCAGAUAAAAGAAACAUAG
Pteronotus mesoamericanus is the source of this 2125-nucleotide messenger RNA. RefSeq names its product zinc finger MYM-type containing 1 (gene ZMYM1). NCBI's taxonomy places the organism in Eukaryota, Metazoa, Chordata, Mammalia, Chiroptera, Mormoopidae. Bases 11 to 2125 code for a protein of 704 amino acids. Gene Ontology annotation, molecular function: protein dimerization activity; zinc ion binding. The transcript has 10 exons. The record is from RefSeq and is a predicted model, not a curated record.